AAUAGUUCUCCGUCUGGGAUCACUCAAAUGUUCACUUACCUAAACGUUCCGGAUUCGCGCAAUACAUUUUGCAGUCUUGCUCUUUCUUUUAGUAGAGAUAUUCAUUAAGAGUAGACAGUAUAAUACUAGGCAGACGACUCGGGAUAAAUUCGCUCUUGUAGACGAUAAAGGGGAUGUCCCUCAUUGUGCGUAAUGCACAACGACUGGUCCCUCUUAGAAGAGCCCUGCUUCGUCAUCAUCUGGAGGCUGCCAGAAGUUUCCUGAAUGUACAAAACUUUGACCUUGGGGUGAUCUGUGUGAACAACAAAAGGAUCCAACAAAUUAACAGACUGUAUCGAGAGCAGGAUUCUGCCACAGAUGUUCUUUCUUUUCCCUUUCAUGAGGUUCCACAUCCUGGAGUUGUGCCCAUUCCUCAGUUUCGAGAUGAAUACAAUUUGGGUGAUAUUUACCUUGGAAUAGAAUUUAUAUAUCAACAAUGCCAUGAAAAUCAGGAGGAUUAUAGCAACAUCCUAACAGCUCUUCUAACGAUAUGGAAGAAACCAGCUUCAGAGUCACCUUGCAUUUGUGCAAAAAUUUAUGAAGCAGAACCAAAUUUAGAUCCCAUGGGAGAAUGUUUGAAACCAGGAAUACUGUAAUUCCAGAGUUUGGAAGGAUGACGGAACAUCAGGGGGAAGAAGGGCCAAUAUCUACCUAUCUUCCAUAAAUUAAUAGCUAGGGAAGUGCAGUACAGAGUCUUCCAACCACACUAUUUUUCAAAAAUUACCCAAAAUAUGACCACAAGUUUUUGGCAUUUUGCUCUGCAAACCAUAGCUUUGAAGAUCCUGAAUUACCAUGGAAUUGGUAACUGUAAUCCAUUGUAUGUAGUUUAAAUAGGAGUAGGUGCACUUUUCUAGGGGGGCAUGUCCGGACAGCGGCCAUCAUCAGACGCAAAGUUAGAAGCUCCAGAUAUUCAAAAAAGAUUCAGCUGAUUUUCUAAAUAACUUCAAAAAGUUCAGAACUCUAACAAACAAAAACUACAGCGUGAAACAUUACUGCAUCAAUCGACAAC
Molecule: messenger RNA, 1048 nt
Organism: Bombina bombina (fire-bellied toad)
Lineage: Eukaryota; Metazoa; Chordata; Amphibia; Anura; Bombinatoridae
Gene: YBEY
Product: ybeY metalloendoribonuclease
Exons: 4
Coding region: 174-635 (153 amino acids)
Biological process (GO): rRNA processing
Molecular function (GO): metalloendopeptidase activity
Source: RefSeq, a predicted model, not a curated record